GGCAGACAGAAAGGAUCAUCGCUGCAAUUAUGAAUUGCAAGAACCUUUUUGGACUUGUCAUUUUUAUGACAUUACUAGAUUAUCAAUUAGAGGCAGCGUUUUAUAAGGAUUGCGUUUUAUAUGUCAGGAAAUGUAAGGCUGAAGGACAUCGAUGUUUCAAAAAUUGGUGUACUAUUCCAAAGGGAGCGAAUGUGAAUUCAAAUUGUUGGAAGCAAUGUAUUGGAAAAGCAGCAAGAUCCAAGAUGGAAUUUAAAACAUGUAUAGCAAAAUGUAGUAAAAGGCCAGAUGUUUGCCCGCCUACAUCUGAUCCCGAGUACGGAGGCAGUCCAGCACGCGUAUGUUGUAUCAACAGUACCUGGUAUAGAACCCAAGGUGGACAAGCUUAUUCGAGUCAGAAUAUCCCCGAUGGAGAAAAUGUAGCGCACCUGUGUCCCAAAGGUCAAGUCUACAAAGUGUUCAAUCACAACAAAUGCGGCUGUAGUGAUGAAUCGGAUUCUGAGAUUUGUACCUGGGGUCCAUGGAGUAAUGAAACGCUGUGUACCUCUUGUGAUCAAUCCUGCUCUCAGUUCUGUCUUAGAUACAGAAAAAAGCAUCCUCCACAAAACAAUGGAAACGACUGUGUUGGUCCAAGUAUGGAAUACGCCAUUAGGAAAUGCAUCGGAGGAGAUUGUGUGAACCACUCUAGCUUGUAUUUACAGGCAAAUUCUACAACUCCAAAACACGAAAAAGAUGAUCAAAAGAAUGACGAGAGAAUAUCAUUAAAACCUAAACGAUGUUGGGGAUAUGGUGACGUCCAUCAUUCCACAUUUGAUGGCCUGAAGUACGACUUCCAAGGUGUCUGUAAAUACACACUAGUAGAAGACAUUACUCAGGGAUUUUUCAGGGUCUUUGUGAAAAAUCGCAAGUGGAAACUCACAGGGACAUCUGUAACACAAUACGUAGAAAUUCACAUUGCAGGGGAUGUAGUGAUACUUGAUGGCCCAGGACUGAAAAGAAUUAAAGUAAAUGGAAACCACAUCAAACAAAGUUCCCUUCCCUAUAAUAACGCACGAUGGUACACUGCCAAUGUCGUAAGCAACAGUCUCACGUUUGAGAGUACGCCACUCAGUCUAAGUAUAAAGUUCAUCGUCCAUCCUUAUAGCAAUCGACCUGCGGCCCCUGGUUAUGGUGACGUAUGGGUUACAUUGGGAAGACAGUGGAUGCAAAAGGUGGAUGGCCUUUGCAAGAAUUAUGAUGACAUUAUUCAAAAUGACUGGAAGGAUAAAAAUGGGAAUUACUUGGCAGAGAAGGACACCAACAAGGAAUCAUUACUUGGUACCAGUUACAAAGUCAACGACCCACAGGAACCAAGAUGUGUCGACAUCGUAAGGACCAAGACUCUUCCCUCUACUCCAAUUAUUAUGGCCGCUGCAUCAAAGUUCUGUCGCAGCAUUAUCAUGCGAAGUGGAUUUUUCAAACAAGUCGUUGAUAGGAUGACCGUAGAAGAGAUUAAAACUUGGGAAGCCAACUGUAAGAUGGACUUAAACGCAGAGCCGAAGGCAAGGUGCGACAUUCUCGAAGCGUUUGUCAUCACAUACAGGAACAAUGCUCGGGACAUCAUAGGUUGGCGGGAGAAUUUCAACUGCACAAUUGAGUGUG
Messenger RNA from Owenia fusiformis, 1638 nucleotides. The record is from the annotation of a GenBank genome assembly. NCBI's taxonomy places the organism in Eukaryota, Metazoa, Annelida, Polychaeta, Sabellida, Oweniidae.